AUGGCGCUAGAGGGAGAAGAUUUAACAGAUACUGAGCGCAAGGACGAGAAGCAGAGAUCUCAGAAAGAUAGUGAUAUCAACAGUAAAUGCUACUGCGGCCUAGAACGACUUAAAGAUGGCACAACUGUAGAAUUUCAAUGCGUCGAUUGUCGAUGUUGGUUUCACGCCAAAUGUACUGAAUUUACCUCAGAUAAACUAAUUCCCUAUUUAACUAACUACGAAUACUUGUGCAAGAGAUGUAGCACCGAUAAUAAUGAAAGAUUUGAAUUGAAGACUGCACGUUUAGUACAAGUAUGUGUUACUGCUUUAGCCAAUUUAAUGACAGCUCGUCCUGAUUCUGAAGAAAUGUUCUGCAAGGAGAAGGAUAUCGUCCCUUUUGUUCAGGAACACUGGAUCACAAUCUUUAUUAAUCGUGCUAAAACUUCUUCAUGGCAUGGUAAUCUUAAUAAAGUUUUAAUUAAGGAGAAAGAUUUUUUUAUUUGUAAUCAAACAACUAACGAUAGUGGAAAGCCUGUAGUUUAUGCCCGUUUAAAGAGCGAUGUUGAGUUAUCUACCAUCAGUCCCCUACUAUUUGACAGCAAGUCAUCGUUAAUGGUCUAUAGUAAAAAUUAUUAUCCCAGCGAAGAUCUUGUAAAAGAGAAAUAUGGUCACAAAAGGGGCAAAGAAAGUGGUGGUGGUAGACGUAAGGGUGAAACAUUGCACAGCCAGUCUGCCAGUAAAAAAUCACGAACAGAUAUUACUUCAGCCCAAAAAGAAUUACCUGCGCAUGGAUAUCCUUUAGAACAUCCUUUCAAUAAGGACGGCUAUCGAUAUAUUUUAGCUGAGAAAGACCCACUGGCUAAAGUGGACGACGUCGAUCCGGAUGUUUGGCUUGGCAAAAAGCCCCUGCCGGCGCGAAUAUACCGAGCUGUAUCAGCUCCAGCAGUUUAUGUCUCACUCAAUGAUAGGGCCCAACUAUUAAAAGUCUCUGAUGAUCGCCUAACAGUCACUGGAUAUAAAGGAUAUGCUGUGGCUAGAGCAACUCAUGGGGUAACUGAAGGGGCCUGGUAUUUUGAAGUGACUGUUGACGACUUACGUAAUGGGGAGGCCGCUGUUAGGCUUGGAUGGUCUCAACUGUUCGGUAACUUACAAGCGCCUUUAGGAUACGAUAAAUUUAGUUAUUCAUGGAGAAACAGAAAAGGAACACGAUUUCAUCAAAGUCGUGGAAAAUCUUUUAGUGAUAGUUUUUCGGAGGGUGACGUGUUGGGUUUCUAUAUUUACCUCCCUAGAAAGGAAGAUGGUACCCUGUUACCAGAAAAUUAUAAAGAUAAGGUUUUAAUUACCUUCAAGGGCUUUUGCUAUUAUGAAGUUCGUGAUAACGCCACUGAAGCAGAGAAGAAAUUAAAGGAGCUACCAAGUAGUAAGAUAAUUUUAUAUAAAAACGGUAUUCGUCAAGGAGUUGCAUGGGAAAAUAUUUUUGAGGGAACGUAUUAUCCUGCAGUUUCGAUAUAUAAAUUUGCUCAGGUGACACUCAAUUUCGGUCCGAACUUUAAAUUUCCUCCACCGGAUGUCGAGUAUCAACCGAUAUCCGAUUUAGCAACGAUCGCGGUUGCUAAACAAUGUUUAGCAGAUUUAGCGUUUCACGUAGAUUACGCCGUCGAACCCAAACAGCCGGAAUCUAUUUAUGUUCUAAAUAAUAAUUCUACCGUGAAAGAAAAUUAA
Messenger RNA from Trichoplax adhaerens, 1701 nucleotides. RefSeq lists its product as uncharacterized. Bases 1 to 1701 code for a protein of 566 amino acids. The transcript is spliced from 19 exons. The record is from RefSeq and is a predicted model, not a curated record. Lineage: Eukaryota; Metazoa; Placozoa; Uniplacotomia; Trichoplacea; Trichoplacidae. Gene Ontology annotation, cellular component: Set1C/COMPASS complex. Gene Ontology annotation, molecular function: protein binding; transcription cis-regulatory region binding.